GCAGCCUUACCCGAAAGAGCGACGAUGGUUCUCAUCAAGGAAUACCGUGUGGUUUUACCCUGUAGCGUUGAGGAGUAUCAAGUGGGACAGUUGUUCUCAGUGGCUGAGGCCAGUAAAAAUGAGACUGGUGGUGGUGAAGGCAUUGAGGUCCUCAAGAAUGAACCCUAUGAAAAAGAUGGCGAAAAAGGACAGUACACACACAAAAUCUAUCACUUAGCAAGUAAAGUCCCUGGGUUUGUAAAGGUGCUUGCCCCUGAGGGCUCCCUGGUCUUCCAUGAAAAGGCCUGGAACGCAUACCCUUACUGCCGAACCAUUGUGACGAAUGAGUACAUGAAAGAGGAUUUUGUCAUUAAGAUCGAGACAUGGCACAAACCUGACCUUGGCACACUUGAAAAUGUCCAUAAACUAGACAAUCCCACGUGGAAGACAGUAGAAGUUGUGCCAAUUGACAUUGCAGACAGGGAUCAAGUGUCUCCUAGUGACUACGACCCAGAAGAGGAUCCGGCCACAUUCCAGUCGAUGAAGACUGGUAGAGGACCCCUUGGACCCAACUGGAAGAAAGAGAUGGUUAGUAAAACUGACUGCCCAAGGAUGUGUGCCUAUAAGCUGGUCACAGUCAAGUUCAAAUGGUGGGGCCUGCAGACCAAGGUGGAGAACUUCAUCCACAAGCAAGAGAAGAGGAUCUUUACAAACUUCCAUCGCCAGCUGUUCUGCUGGAUUGACAAAUGGGUGGAGCUGAAUAUGGAUGACAUACGACAGAUGGAGGCAGAGACACAGAGGGAGCUUGACGAGCUUCGCAAACAUGGCGACGUACGAGGAACCAGUGCUGCCAACGAGUGAAAAGUCAAGGAUUUUAACCAACAAUGAGGACAACGUUGAUGAAGACUUUGAGGAGGGCUCCCAAGGGCGAUGUAAAACCAGGCAACGAUUUCCAUCAUGAAAGUGAGACACAAAAAUCCAGUAGAAUUCAACCGGACGUUGUUCUGAUGUGCUGGACAGAAACGAAGCUGAGGUUGCCUCGUGUGACGUUUCCCCAAAAAGCUGCCUCGUGUAUCACAACCUUUACUGUAACUCAUUAUUUCAGUGGGGAGAUUGGCAAUACAUUCGUAUCAUGGAGGGAGGCGGUGGUGAUGUGGCCUCUGAUUACAUUAUGAGACUACUUAAAUAAAGCCUGUAUAUCUCUGUAACUGUACCCAGCUGUCAUGAAUACCUCUCCAAGAGAUAGUCCUGUGCAAAACCGUAACUGGUCUUCAGUAUGAGCACUGUCUCCAUCUUUACAACCCCUGUUGUCAAUUGAAUAGAAAUCCCAUUGGCAAACGAAUACAGCCUAAAUCAAUGGUUUACCAUCUGUCAAAAUGACGACAUGGGAGGGGGGAGUCUUCACAAGGAAAAAAAAACUAGUACGAUCAUGAUUUAUCAAAUCUACAACUGUUUAAUUUCUGAAAAGCUUGCUUUUAAAUGUUUCUGAUCAUGUUUUGAAAUUCAGGGGACAUGGUAGUGAAUGUAUGAUAUGUUGUGCCUUUUCUUUCCGUAGAUUUUGUGCCAUAAAGUCUACAUGUUGUAUCUAAAUAUCAAAUAAAUUUCACCUCAAA
Molecule: messenger RNA, 1592 nt
Organism: Lampris incognitus (smalleye Pacific opah)
Lineage: Eukaryota; Metazoa; Chordata; Actinopteri; Lampriformes; Lampridae
Gene: pitpnb
Product: phosphatidylinositol transfer protein, beta
Exons: 12
Coding region: 25-840 (271 amino acids)
Biological process (GO): phospholipid transport
Cellular component (GO): cytoplasm
Molecular function (GO): phosphatidylcholine binding; phosphatidylinositol transfer activity; phosphatidylinositol binding
Source: RefSeq, a predicted model, not a curated record